This is a messenger RNA of Ostreococcus tauri, 888 nucleotides long. RefSeq names its product Methyltransferase type 11. The record is from RefSeq and is a predicted model, not a curated record. Bases 1 to 888 code for a protein of 295 amino acids. Gene Ontology annotation, molecular function: S-adenosylmethionine-dependent methyltransferase activity. Lineage: Eukaryota; Viridiplantae; Chlorophyta; Mamiellophyceae; Mamiellales; Bathycoccaceae. The transcript is spliced from 2 exons.
AUGGCGGAUUUCGUGGGGAAACAGUUCGACAAGGUGGAGGUUGGGAAAAAAGUGCUCGAGCAGUACGAUGACGCGCAGCAGCGGGCGUUUUACACCGUCGUCAUGGGAGGCGGGGGGGACGACAUACACUUUGGGAUUUAUCGCGCGCCGGGAGAUGGGGUGCGGGAGAGCAGCGCGGCGACGACGGAGUGGAUGAUGACGCAGUUGGACAUGGCGCGGCCGAUCGGCGCGGGCGACCGCGUGCUCGACGUUGGAAGUGGACACGGUGGUGGAUCGCACGCGCUGGCGAAGCGAUUUGGAUGCAAGGUGCUUGGAUAUAACAUCGGGCCGCAGCAGAACGCGCAGAAUUUGGCCAAGGCGAAGGAGCUCGGGUUGGGCGAUUUGGUUGACGCCGUCGUCGGCGAUAUCAACCAACCGUUCCCGGCGGAUUGGACCGACUCGUUCGACUCCGUGUGGUCGUGCGAGGUUUUGUGCCACGCCGGGGACAAGACGGAGCUAUUCAAGGAGAUUUAUCGCGUGAUGAAGCCGGGAGCCGCGUUCGUGUUCUCAGACAUCAUGGGCGCCGACGGCGCCGACGAAAAGACGCUCAAGGGAUUCACCGAUCGCAACGCCACCACCGUCAUGGGGCGACCAUCCGGAUACAUGCAGUGCAUCAAGGACGCGGGUCUGGAUUACGUCACGUGGUGGGACGGGAGUAACCAUCUCGAGACGUACUUCCGGGACAUGAUAAAUCAAAUCCACACGCACCGCGAGGAGAUGCUCUCCAAGGGCAUCACUGAGCAGUACUUGAACAACUGGCUCGAAUCUCUCACCGAGCGCGCGGAUACGCAGCGCGACAAGGGCGUGUUCGCGUGGGGCGUGUUCGUCUGCCGCAAGCCGCUGGCGUGA